UUUAAAGGUAAUGGGUUUUUUUAUAUAUAUAUUUAUUAAUUUUGUUGGUUCUAAAUCACUGUGUUUGCAUUUGGAACAUUCUGUUACAAUUUGAAGAACAUCAAGGCCUCCUGAACUCAAGACAUGUCUGAGUCUACUCUCAAAUCCGACAAAAUCUGCUUUGAGAGCAUCAGAGUAGACAUCAUUCCCGCUCUGAUUGACCACCUCAACAAAGCCAAAGACGAUGACAAGGACAUGGCUACUCAAAUUGAAAAGCUACGCAAAGACCUCAUUUACAUUGCGCAGACUUUCACCGGACUCAAGAAUUUUGAAGAAAGCGCUUGUAAUCUUUUCAAGAUUCUCCUAAAACCGCAACACAGUCUCUUGGCUGCCCCAACACAGACUCCCAUCCAUGAGUCCAAAGCUAAGAAAUUUCUGGAGGAGAAGCUCCGGGUGCACAGUAAGGUAAUCAUGAAACUAAAGCUCCUAAUUCCGUCUCCUGACAAAUUGCUGUUCAACAAGGACAAUCCUUUGGUUCUGGCCGACAUUGGCAAAGAGCCUGAUAGCAUGCCUGAGUUACAUUUAAGUAAGGUGUUUAAGGAUAGCCCAGCUCUUAAAGAAUUUCGGGUUGUUUAUAACAGUCUUAGUGUUAUUGCAAAGCUCUGUUUGUUGUGUUUCGCUGCUAUUCCUGCCAAUGAGGCUAUAAAGAAGAGGGUUUUGGUACAUUGGUGGGUUGGAGAAGGGUUUGUGAACCCUCCUGUUGAUGGAGAAAAGACAGUGGAGGAAAUUGCUGAUGGUAUAUUUCAAGAGUUAACCAAGAAGGGCUGCAUUGAACCUGUUUAUAAGAAACGGAGAUCGGUUGUGCACAGUUUUAAAAUGCACCAUCUUAUUCGUUCUGCUGUAAUUGUGAUUGCCGAAGAGGUGAGAUUCUUUAAUUUUGAUAAUAAAGGUAGUCCCACAGCCAAUUUUUCAUCGCAUUCUUAUCGGGCGUGUUUGGUGUAUCGGGUGAAGGGCUCUCGUCAUCUGAUGGAGAAGGUGGCAAAUAAACCAAAUGAUUUGGAUCAAAAUAGGGCAAAUAUACCACAUGAUUUGGAUCAAAAUGUGGCAAAUAGACCACAUGAUUUAGAUCCAAAAAUGCUGCACACCGUAUUCAAUGUGAAUGAGUCUUAUCCAGAUUUUUCCAAUGUGGACUGGUCUAAGUUGAGGAAUCUGAAGGUUCUUCAUCUUGGAAGGUGGCACAGCAGGGCUAAGCAUCACAUUGAAGUAGAUGACAUUGAAUUCUUAAGAGGGUUGAUCCAUUUGACACAUUUGAGAAUUUUAAGUCUGCAAGGAAUAUCUAGGAAACUUCUUAGUUUGAGGAUCUUGGAUCUUGGAGCAUGUCCGAAUUUAGAGCUACUUCCAGAGACAAUAGGCUCACUUAAGAAUCUCACACACUUGGAUAUGUCUGAGUGUUACUUGCUGGAGCGCAUGCCUAAGGGGAUUGCCUUCCUUUCAGAACUCCAAGUUCUUAAAGGAUUCGUAGUUGGUGUUCAUGAUAAGAAUGAUACUUCAUGUACUUUUCAUGAUUUGUCAGCACUGAAGAAGUUGAGGAAAUUGUCAAUCCACACAAGUAGGGUGGAUUUUCCCGUAGAAGAUGAGCUCAUUGUUUUACAAAAAUUUGGACGGCUUCGAAAGCUAACGAUAGAAUGGGGACGGUUAUACCCCCCGGCCACCACUCAGGAUAAAGGCCAGCCAGAUAAUGUUGCUGCUCAACCCACGACAACAAGCACUCAACACAAUGCUGCACCACAGCCAGCAACACCACCAACUAUCACAAAAAAUCAUUUUUUCAGUAAACUACCAACAUUCAGAGGGGCGCUUAGGUCGACUGCUACCUUGAAUCAGGAAUUAGAUCUAGAGAAACUGGACCUGCAGUGCUACCCUCAGAAGACAGCACCCAGUUGGUUGAGGCCUGGAAAUCUAAAGAGCCUAAAGAAACUCUACAUUAGAGGAGGACAACUCCGAAAUCUUGGCGAAGUUGAGGAGAACGACAGGUGGGCAGUUGAGACACUGCGAUUGAAGUUCUUGAGUGAACUAGAGAUGGAUUGGAAAGAAAUCCCAGUUUCAUUUCCUGACUUGAUUUACUUGGAGAAAUUUAGAUGUCCUAGGCUCACUUUCUUCCCAUGCGAUGAGAGUGGAGUAUGGCUGAAGCCCUGA
This is a messenger RNA of Prunus mume (Japanese apricot), 2175 nucleotides long. RefSeq names its product disease resistance RPP13-like protein 4. Lineage: Eukaryota; Viridiplantae; Streptophyta; Magnoliopsida; Rosales; Rosaceae. The record is from RefSeq and is a predicted model, not a curated record.